Molecule: messenger RNA, 2400 nt
Organism: Symbiodinium necroappetens
Lineage: Eukaryota; Dinophyceae; Suessiales; Symbiodiniaceae
Source: the annotation of a GenBank genome assembly
AUGUCGUGUGCGGAAGCCAAUGUUGGGCCUCCACCGGGUUUCGAAGAUGUGGAGCAGGAGCAGCGUCCUGCCCCGCCCGAAGUGUUGCCUGAACCGUCGUUUGGGGCAAGAACGAGUCCUGACACCUCUUGUCAUGUACCACAAGGUGAAUGGAACUUUCAGAGUCGAGAUGUUGGGCAGCAAGACUCCACUCGAGACGAGUGGAAGAGCUCCGAUUGGAGCAACGGGGAUACAUGGCACAACACGAGCUGGGGCAAAGCUUGGGACAGUGCCAAGGGCGAGGACUCUGGCGCAGCCUGGGGGCGACGCGCUAGUUGGGAGUCGACGACGGCAGGUGCAGCGAGAUCUGGCGAAGGGGGUCGCGACAAGCGAGAUGACGACCCAUGGGAGACCGGUGGCGACCCUUGGUCAAGCGUCCGCCGCGACGGAGCUCUACGCGGCGAUCGACAUGAACGCCAUGGGAGGCCCCGGGCAGAUGGACGAGAAGGCCGGGACCCUGACAGCGAUUAUCCGGACCAUCGACGGCAAUGGUGGGAUAGUGGAAGUGAUGAUACUGGACGACGCGGCCAGUGGAGCGACGACAGAGCUAGCUUCUCCUCGGGCGGCAUCGAGGACCACGGCAUAGCGUGGAACGGCUGGAACUACUUCGGAGGCGGUGGCGGUUUCAAAGGGGCAAGCCACGAAGGACAUCACAGCAGCAAAGGCGGACAGGGUCGACCGUCUGAGCGACUCAGUGUCCCCACCUUCACCGGGGAUGAUGCUGAAGACCUCGGGGGAUCUGCCCGAUCUUAUUUGAGGCAGAUCGAAGCCUGGCGAAGGAUGACCCUCCUUCCUCUGGAGCAGCAGGCUCUGGUACUCUACCAGAAUCUUGGAGGUAAAGCUUGGGUUGCAGCAGAAGAACUUUCGGUUGCAAAGCUGGGAUCUGCAGGCGGCGUGCAGUACUAUGUCUCCUGGAUCACUGCUCGCUUCUUGGACCUCGAAGUCGCUCGCAUCGGGAAAGCGUUCAGCGACUUCUUCAGGCGCCUCAGACGCAAGAGCGGGCAAAGCAUCAGAGAGUAUAACACAGAGUACGACCGCCUAUAUGCUCGACUACGCGAAGUAGGGUGCCAGUUACCAGAAGAUUGUGCAGCUUGGUUGUAUAUAGACCGCCUACAACUCGAAGAAGCACAAGAACUUAACCUCUUGGCGAGUGUGGGUAACCAAUACUCGCUGCACAAGCUCCAGCAAGCUGCCGUGCUACAUGACCGCGGGCACCGCAAGCCUUGGGAACAGGGAAGCAGAAACAGGAAACCCCAUUCAGCGCAUGUGACCGACCAUGACGACCCAGGCCUCAGCGAGUCGGAUGAUGAUGGCGACCUUGACGGGCUCCCCGAGGAAGUGGCACAGGCGUACCUUACCUACCAGACGGCGAAGAACAAGUAUAAGGACCAGGCAAAAACCAGAGGCUACAACGCCGCGCCGAAGGACGACAGCGGGGACCGCGAUAACAGGAGGGGCAACGACACAGCUGCCAGGGAUGAAAGACUCCGGAAGCUCAAGAGCAAAUCGUUCUGUGCAAGCUGCGGACAAAAGGGUCACUGGCACAAGGACAGCGAGUGCCCCAACAACAAAUCGAACGCGGGGAACUCCGAUAAGAAUGUGCGUGCGGUUGAAGUUUGUCACCAUGUUCCCAUUGAGGUGAUGACGCUGAAGCACGAUGGGGAGGCCUUGGUGGGCAUCACGGACACCGCAUGCGCCAAGUCGGUAGCCGGGACGAGUUGGUUGCAGAGGUAUUCGGAUUUGGCGGACGAGGUGGGUGAGAAGGUUGAUUUGGUAAAGGAGUUUGAGUACGAUGCCGGCGGCGUCGAGCGCUGGAUCGGCAAGGGGCACGGAUUGGAGUGUGGUGGAAGGACCGAGGUAGAGGACCACCGCAUGCAGAUCGACGCCACCAAGACGGCCGAGGAGGAGAUCGUGGACUUGGAAAGGAGGCUGACCGAGCUGAAGAAGGCGGGCGAUGCGGAGAGCGGCGAGCCCAGGCCGUUCUCCGGGAUCAAUGGGCAUGGGAGAAUGGACGCGGUGUCUAUCUUCCCGGGCCAUUCCGGCCCUGGACACCGCGAUACAGGAGAACAACUGUAUGAUCACGAUGGCUGCCAAUUUGGAAAUAAGCCCACCGUGAACAAGCGACGAUGUUGCGGAGGACAAUGCCACGAACGCGACAGUGAGGCCUUCAUCACGGAUGGCGAUUUCGUGAAGGGGCACUACAACCAGAAGAGCAUCUACGUCGCGCACAAUGACCCUACAGAGGCCUGUGAAAGACCUCAUCUACAACGAGCUCUACGUGAAGGAGACUAUCGCUUUGAGACGAUUAACAAAGUCCUCGAGGAGACCAAAAUGAAGGCGCAGAAGAACACCAAAGGGAAG